UCUAGAUUUCUAAACAGUUUCAUCUUCGACUGUCGUGGCUGCGUUGCCCUGAGCAAUCGACACGCUGGCAUCAGGUUCAUCAUCCCAUCCGGCAGAGUUAGCAGACCGACCAGGAUCAUGUGCAAGUUGCUGAGAGAAACUAAAGUUUCGUCCGCACCUGUACUUUGCGAAGGGGAAGGCCACGUUUGCAGGGUCCUCAAAUUGUCCACUGAUACUGUGCCAAUGAUAAUUGAAGUGCCUCACUUUGGAUCUUUGAAGAACCACGAAAGAGAAAUCGUUGUGAUGAAAAGUUUUGACGGCAACAACUGGACAGAACAUUCAUUCACUCUCGAUUAUAAAAGCGCCGAAGAGUUCAGAAUUAUUUAUACUGAUCUGGAAUCGGCAGAGAAUAUUUUCGAAAGCUCGAUUGUCCAGAUAUGCACCCUGGACGUACCCGCCUACCUGGCCCUUAUAUCUAGACCUAAAAAAAAUACUAAAGAUAUUGGGCAAGAUGGUGGAGUUAUUAUGUCAUCGGUCGUCCCUAAGGUGAAGGUCACCUUUCCUGAAGGGGCUAUCACCAAGACAACGAGUGUUGGUGUUCAGGUAACAAAGGUUAUCCCCGACGAUUUAGCUGAAGACGACGAGCAUCAUAGUAAUUCUUUUAGCUCCAUUGUCUCAAUCGAGCCAAGGUGCCGAAAGUUCCAUAAAGACAUCAAAAUUGAAAUGCCGCUGCCUGAUUUUGUUUCUUUUGUCAAUGAAGCCGAAGAGAAGAAGUAUAAAAAUAAUCUCAAACUGUUCUGCAAUUUAAUGGGUAAGUUUAUUUUUUAA
This is a messenger RNA of Helobdella robusta, 807 nucleotides long. RefSeq lists its product as hypothetical. Lineage: Eukaryota; Metazoa; Annelida; Clitellata; Rhynchobdellida; Glossiphoniidae. Gene Ontology annotation, cellular component: T-tubule. The annotation marks the transcript as partial. The transcript has 4 exons. The record is from RefSeq and is a predicted model, not a curated record. Gene Ontology annotation, biological process: regulation of cardiac muscle contraction; protein localization to T-tubule.